Patiria miniata (bat star) is the source of this 3064-nucleotide messenger RNA. It is a transcript of the gene dcaf5, whose product is annotated as DDB1- and CUL4-associated factor 5-like. Gene Ontology annotation, cellular component: Cul4-RING E3 ubiquitin ligase complex; cytoplasm. The transcript is spliced from 8 exons. Gene Ontology annotation, molecular function: protein binding. The record is from RefSeq and is a predicted model, not a curated record. Bases 176 to 2773 code for a protein of 865 amino acids. Lineage: Eukaryota; Metazoa; Echinodermata; Asteroidea; Valvatida; Asterinidae. Gene Ontology annotation, biological process: negative regulation of fatty acid biosynthetic process.
UUUGGUUACAUGCAAAUGCUGUAGAAGGAAAUAGAGCUCCGCAAUGGCGUCGUUGACACGGCAGACGUCAUGAAAGACUUGUCACUGAGUAUUUUCUUCAUUUCACUCCGGCGUGAUCAUGAUCAAUUAGGCUGACUUUACGUCCUUACACUGUUUCGAAACUCUUACUGUAGUUAUGGCUGGUUCUUCUCUUCCUAGAUUCGUCAGCGACCGAGCAAUUACAGGCAACCCAUCACUUUGUAAACGACUGUUCAGACAGCGGUUUACCAAAGCCAAAACACUGCACAGUCGCAAUCUUGUGGGCCAUUAUGGUUGUGUAAACGCCAUAGAAUUCAGUAACAAUGGUGGGCAGUUCCUUGCUUCGGGAGGAGAUGACCGACGCGUCUUACUCUGGAAUGUCCAGGAGGCCUUGUCAUUGGACAAGAAGUUUGAGGUGAUGAUUGGGGAGCAUCAUUCCAACAUCUUCUCGUUAGCAUUUGACAGUCACAACAGCAGGAUCUACUCGGGAGGAAAUGACGACCAAGUGCUGGUUCAUGAUAUGCAAAGGAAGGACACUGUUGAUGUAUUUCUCCAUGAAGACGCUGUAUAUGGCCUAGCGGUUGAUCCCAGAGACAGCCACAUCUUCACUAGUGCGUGUGCUGACGGUCGUGUCUUACUAUGGGAUACCAGAGUACCUAGUCACCAAGAGCCGAUUGUGAUAGCAACCUCCCAGACAGCUUUCUAUGCUGUAGUGUACCAUCCUGUGGAGCCUGAGUUCAUAGCCACUGCCAAUUCCAAAGAAGGUGUGGCAUUAUGGGAUAUCCGAGCGCCUGGGAGCUGUCUAGUACGCUACGGCAGCACGUACACCCAACAGAGUGCCAUGAGUGUACGCUUCAACCAGCUCGGAACCAGACUAGUUGCACUACGCAGGCGCCUGCCUCCUGUUGUCUAUGACGUUCAUAGCAGUGCUGCCGCCGUGCAGUUCAACCACUCCGGUUAUUACAAUUCCUGCACCAUGAAGAGUUGUACCUUUGCUGGUGAUAAAGAUCAGUAUGUUUUGUCUGGAUCCGAUGACUUCAAUCUGUACAUGUGGGAGGUUCCUGAACCCAGUGAGGAUGUGAUGUGGGUUGACGAAGCCAAGCUAGUUUUACAAGGUCAUCGCUCCAUUGUGAAUCAAGUGCGAUUCAAUGCCUACACACACAACAUAGUAUCCUCGGGCGUUGAAAAAAUCAUCAAGUUGUGGAGUCCAUUCAAUUUUCCAAAUGCCCGAUCUGAUGAAGACUCGCCCAGGAAAAUGUUCUCCCACCAGCAGUACAUCGAUCUUGUCAUCAACAGCGGCACAGCCCUAUCCCAUGAUUACACGGACCAAUCCAUUGAAGAAGAUCCCCGUAUGAUCGCUUUCUUCGACUCUCUGGUUCAGCGUGAAAUCAACCGCAGCUUCAGUGACUCCGAUGACAGUGACAUGAGUCCAGAGAGCCUGUAUCUGCACUUUGCCGGUGAGGGAGAUGACAGCGACAACAGCAGAGACACAGAGAGUGGGUCCUCGGUCUCCUCAAUUCAUGCCUCUGUCAUCAGUCGACUGAUGGGGGAGAACACUGAUACUAGCCCCACAUCACAGCUGAGAACUUUGUGGAAUCUCAGCACAUCUUCCAGAGACCAACCUGCAGCCAGCUUUAUAAAUGAAGUCGCUGAUGAUCAUGAGAGCAAUAGUGACAGCACAUCAGACCAGGACUCAAACUUACCAAAGAGAGCCGCACAGCAGGCUCAGAAUUGCGCUUCCACGAGUGAGGUGGCAGGCCCUUCAAGACAGGACCAAUCAAUGGAAAAUGGUGAUGCACAGAAUAAUCCGGAUGCAAGUGAGACUGCCUCCUCCAAAAGAAAGCGCAGCCGACAUAGACCUAGCAGCUCCACAACCUCCCCGGAUUCAUCAAGCAGCGAUGAGGAUGUCAACUUUCAGGAAUUACGCGCAAAGAGCCGACUUCUACGGAGGUUUCUGAUGAAGAAAAAGAGGAAAAGCGGAACAGAUGUGGAUGAUGAUCAGCAGAGCUCAGAACUGAUUAACAAUGACCGAUUCAUCAACCUCAAGCAACGCAUGGCAAUCUCUCGAGUUCUCAAAGGGAAGAUAGGCAGACCAGGGGACAGGCUUAGUCGUCCUGGCGUUAGAGAAGAGGACUUGACUCGCAUCACUGAACACCUGCAACAGAGGAGUAUGGCUACCCAUCAACGAUUGGCAAUCAGUCGUAUGAGACGUAGACUCCAACAAGAAAAUGACGUUGGCAUAGGCAACUCACUGGGCGAGAGUAGCCAUACAGGCUUGGAGCCUGUCACAAAUGACAGCCUACCCCUACCUUCUUCCCUCGAGCUAAAUCAUGCUUCAUGCAGUACAGCUCAAAGAACAACGAAUAAUGACCGUUCCUUAGCUGUUCCAUCGACACAGCUAAACAUUGCAACUACUUCAUCAACAGCACUUAACUCUGAAUGUAUGCCAAGUUCGUCCUCGUUUUGUGGAAGCAAUAUGAACACUAAAGUGUCCAAUAACCAUUCUGCGAGUCUCAACUCCAAUGGAGACAGCUCCAUGUUAGCUGGGUGUAGCAAUGAAGCAUCGUGUUCAAACCACCACUCAUUUAGUAGUUCAAAUCACAUCGUGCCAGAAGAGACAAACGAAUCUGAACAGCAGUAUGACAAUCAUCACCUGAAUGAAUUCCAUAAAUUUAAAAAUCAGACGGCGAGAGCCAAACGGCGGUACAGAUCCCACAAAGAGAAAAAAGCCCACGAAGAUUCCGACACAGAUUAGAGUUGGCACAUAUCAAACAAUCACGGACUGCUUGCACAUGCUUUGUGAUUGCCUGAGAGAAUGAGGAUGUGUGUGGAAUGUCCAACACCCACAUGUAGAGUUGUUCUUCUUCACUUGGUAUUGGAUAGUGUCUGAAAUUCAGACACUAUUGCUUAAUGCAUGUACAUCUGCUGUGUGUAAAUUUAUAUUGGUGUGAAUUCAGUGAGCCCGCAGCAUGUUCACUUUCAUAGAUCAGGCAAAAUGCUCUGUUUCCAAGGAAGUAUUCGGGAUAAACAACAUGGCUUCACAUUU